AUGUUACCUUUGUCCCUUAAUGAUAAAAAAAGAAAGUAUGUUGCGGCAAUUCAGAAGUGGAAAAUAUCUAUCUUCAUUUCGAUACACUCAAGAGAUAACAUUAAAGUACUGAAGUUGGGUAAAUAUUUCAGAUUCGUCACAGAAUGGGUAGUUUCUUCUUUAUCUCAAAGUAUUGUGUAA
Priceomyces carsonii is the source of this 180-nucleotide messenger RNA. RefSeq lists its product as uncharacterized. The coding region runs from base 1 to 180 and encodes 59 amino acids. The transcript has a single exon. The record is from RefSeq and is a predicted model, not a curated record. NCBI's taxonomy places the organism in Eukaryota, Fungi, Ascomycota, Pichiomycetes, Serinales, Debaryomycetaceae.